Molecule: messenger RNA, 480 nt
Organism: Dipodomys ordii (Ord's kangaroo rat)
Lineage: Eukaryota; Metazoa; Chordata; Mammalia; Rodentia; Heteromyidae
Product: arrestin domain-containing protein 2-like
Exons: 2
Biological process (GO): protein transport
Cellular component (GO): cytoplasm; plasma membrane
Source: RefSeq, a predicted model, not a curated record
GGCCACGCCCCUGGCCUGUCAUAUAAGCGCGGCCAGGGGGCGUUCCCGGGAAUUUCCAGCCGCGCCUCCGCCGCGCUGCAGGGGCGCUGGGCGAGCUGGUCUCCGCCGCUCACGGGUUCGAGGCCAGGGUGGGCGUGCCAUGCUGUUCGACAAGGUGAAGGCGUUCGUGGUGCAGCUGGACGGCGCGAUGGCGGGCGCCGAGCCCGUGUUCCGCGGCGGCCAGGAGGUGGCGGGCCGCGUGCUGCUGGAGGUGGUGGGCGCGGCGCGCGUGGCCGCCCUGGCGCUGCGGGCGCGGGGUCGCGUGCACGCGCACUGGACCGAGUCCCGCAGCGCGGGCUCGAGCACCGCGUACACGCACAACUACAGCGAGCGGGUGGAGCUUGUGGGCCACCGCGCCACGCUGCUGGUGCCAUACACCGGGGAGACCACGACGCUGCCCGCGGGUCGCCACGAAUUCCCGUUUAUCUUCCAACUGCCAGU